Molecule: messenger RNA, 246 nt
Organism: Nezara viridula (southern green stink bug)
Lineage: Eukaryota; Metazoa; Arthropoda; Insecta; Hemiptera; Pentatomidae
Source: the annotation of a GenBank genome assembly
AUGGCGCUGACGGAUAAGCGGUGGCCAGGAUGUUUUGCAAAUCCUGGUAAGGUCGCUACAAGAGGACCCCUGUCCUUGGAGGAUUGGCUAACUUCCUCCCCGACUGUAUCAUUACGGUUCCAUCCUACAGUUAGAUCCUCUGUUUGGCACAUUCCAAGCCCUUUAGGGCUCCUGUAUUCAACAGGAGUUCCCUUUGACGUUAAACCUCCUCUUACAUACAAACCUGCCGAGUAUGCUCCUUAUUAA